AUGGUCCUGGAACGCGCUGUGCCGGGGCGCAAUCUCAACAACUUCCGCCACGCCGUGCGCCGAUUGGACGAGGUCUCCCUCCUCGCGCGCGGGCGCGAACGGCGGGACGCGCUUGCGCGCUGGCUGGCUGCGCUCAAAGAGCUCUCCGACAACGAUCACGCGGACGGGAUGGCCUACGCGGAGGAGUUGGCGCAGGGCGCGCAGGCGGACGGCGCACAGGGGGAGGGCGCGCAGGGGGAAGACGUUCCCGCGCACAUUCCCGGGGUGGACGCGCCCCCAGAGGCAACGUUAGGGGAAGGGGAAGGCGGAGGGAUUGGGGGAGGCACGGGAGGGGAUACCGGCGCGGGAGGAGGAGGGGGGAAAGAGGUGGGGGGGACAGGCGCGCGGAGGUUGCCGAGUCCGCGGGUGCAGGUGGGGAGUUUCAACAGUGGGCCUGGUGCGGCUAGUCCGAGGGCAAGAGCAGCGGAAGACGCUCCCAGUGUUGGAUCGGUGUUAUUCCACGAUGCGGCCAAUCCCGGCGUGCCGCUCACCUUCAGGGAUGUCUUCCUGUGCAGCAAAGCCCUUGAGAACAUCGUCGUCUCCUUUAUAAUGGAGCCACCAUCCCCCCAGGAGGAGCAGAUGCUGGCAGACAUGUUCGAUCUGUGUCUAUCAGGCGACCAUCAGCUGCACUCAUCGCUCCUCAAUGCCAUCACACAGCUCUCCAACUCCUUCUCCUCCUACUCCGAGGUCAAGAUGAGUCGGAAGGAGUUGCUGCGAAUGGCGUCUGAUGCAGUGGCAGGGCUGAAGCUCGACGCACAGCUGCAGAGGCUGGAGGCGGAGGAGGAGAGGAUAAAGCAGCUCAUGGAUGAGAAGAUGGAGACUCUUUCGCUUCGCUCCCUCUCCCGCUCGCUCUCACACUCGCUCUCCCACUCCUCUCCCCGUCCUCCUCCUUCCCCUGCUGCUGCCGCCUCUGCCGCUACUGCUCCCUCUGCUGGUGCUGCUGCCGCAGCCGCUACUGCUGCCGCUGCCGCUACCACUGCUGGUAGUGGUGGUGGUGGUGGUGGUGAUGGUGGUGGUGAUGGUGAUGCACUGUUCCUUCCUACAUCCCCUCUCUCUUCCACACCGCCAUCCCCCCCUCCCGCGCUCCCCCCCAAGUCUCCUCCUCCAACUGCAAUUUGCACUGAGGCCCAAGCCAUGGGAGACGUGCAGGCGACAGAGGCGCUGUUCUCGCUGGCAGCAGCGCUGGCGUCCGUGGUGCGGCGCAAGGAGCAGCUGCGCCACCGGGGGGACAGCGCUGCCGCUCGAAUGGUGAAGGUGGAGCGCACGAGGGAGCUAGCAGCCGAGCUGGCUAAUUUCAUGGACGACUUUGAGGCCAAGAUCGCAGAGUGCAGGCAGCAGCGGCAGGAGGCAGUGACGUACCGCACGAGCAAGGAGGAGGAGGUGAUGGAAGUAGAGAAAGGGAUCACAGACGAGCUGCAGGCGCUGCACCAGCGGCGCAGGGAGAUCGAAGAGCAGCUCAAGGAGGUGGACGAUGCGAUAGCAGCAACGACGCGGAGGCACAUCCAGAUGCAGGAGGAGAAGGAGCAGUUUGACUUGGCCAGCCAUGGGCUGCUGGGCUCGCUGGAGGCCGAGGAGGAGCAUCUGAACACGAUGCAGCAGCAGCACCAGCAGGACGCCAAGACGCUGUUCGGCUGGAUGGGCUUCCUGGAAGAUUCCUGGAAGAUGCAGCUUCUCUACAUGGAGAGCAAGGACCAGACCUUUAAGCAAUCCCUGGCGGACCUGUCGUCACGUCUGAGGACCAUAGCUGCUCCGCAUCUACUCGUGUGCAUGGGCAACAUGAGGGCAUCGCUCACAGCGCUACAAGCAGCGGCCUCUUCUCUCUCAGCCAUUGACACAACCCCGAGUGAGGACGAAGGGGGUGCAAAGCUGCUGCCAACGACUGGUGGCGAGCGCAUGAGAGCAGAAGAGAAAUACCUACAAGCAGAAUCACAGAUGAAGCGAGCAGUGGCGAUGGCAGAUAAAGCACGGGCUGAGUGGGAGCAUCUCAACUCUCUGCCCCUGUUCCCAGAGGGCAGUGACGACCCUGACCACAGGCAGCUAGCACAAGCCCUCCAAGACAUGGAAACCAUGAAGCUAGAGCUCCUAGGCUUGCCGACACCCACCCUCCUUUAUCACUCCCACCACUCCUACCACCAUCACCACCAACAACAGCAGCACUUCAACAGAUCACGUGACCAGCAGCAAUCCGCGUCGCCCUCCUCCUCAUUCUCCCCGUCUGUUUCCCUCCCUCCCACCUACCGCCGCUCCUCUCCGUCCUCCCACUGGCCCGGGGCGGCCAUGGCUGCUGGAAUGCGUUCCUUCAAUCUCGGAGCUUCUCUGUCUAAUCCUCUCUCGGGUAGUCUCAGCAACCCCAGCUCCAGUUCACGCUCUCCCCGAACCUCUGACUUUGGCCGGUCUGCCUCUGCUUCGUCUGACGGCCUGGGAAGGACAGGUUCGGACCGGACCGGCCAUCAAAUGUCGCGGCACGAGAGUCUCUUUGGUUCCAUGCUUGGUUCGGUGGGCGGUGACCAUCAGCAGGAUCGGCCGAAGCUGAGCCAGCGAAUGGCAGCAGCAGCAGCUAGGGCUGCUGCGGUGGCAGCAUCGGCUGCAGGGAACUUGAGCAGCAGUGCUGCUGCUGCAGCUGCAGGUGUGGGUGUUGGCAUUGGUGGUGGUACUGGCGGUGGUGGUGAAGACGAGUUUGGCGGGGAGAGGGAUGGAAGGGUUAGUGUUGUUCAGGAGGAUGAGUAA
Molecule: messenger RNA, 2766 nt
Organism: Closterium sp. NIES-65
Lineage: Eukaryota; Viridiplantae; Streptophyta; Zygnematophyceae; Desmidiales; Closteriaceae
Source: the annotation of a GenBank genome assembly